Molecule: messenger RNA, 3134 nt
Organism: Hippocampus zosterae (dwarf seahorse)
Lineage: Eukaryota; Metazoa; Chordata; Actinopteri; Syngnathiformes; Syngnathidae
Gene: ccdc57
Product: coiled-coil domain containing 57
Exons: 19
Coding region: 161-3058 (965 amino acids)
Source: RefSeq, a predicted model, not a curated record
AACGAUUAGACCCCCAACCCCUCCCUCUUUAAGGAGCUAACUCGGUAGCAUGCAAGCAAAUUGUUUGCAGUCAAUAUCCACUUUCGCUGCUGAGCACAUUUGUGUCAUUGACAUGUAGGAUAUCGUCUCUGGCAAUAACAGCGGCGACUUUAACGACCAAAUGGUUACGGCAACUUUGUCAAAAUCCAGAGAGGAUAAAGUGGCAGCUACAUGUUUCAGAAUGCAGGACGGCGGGGACACCCAGGACUGUGGACUGGGACACCUGGAGGCCCUGGUGGCCAAUAAAGAGAGGGAAUGGAAGGAGCUCCACACGAGAAGAAUUAAUCUGUUGGAAGAUUCUCUGAAAAAGGCAAAGGAGGAGUGUUCUUCUCUUCGACAACAAAACCAGAAGCUAAAAGAGGAUUUCCAGUUCAAUCUGUCGAUCCUGGAUGAACGGGAGAAAGAGCUUGAACGCUAUGAUGUCAUCACUCUCAAGGCUGUGAACGCAGAACAGAACAGGCAGGAGGAGCUCAGCCGUCUCCGUCUCCAGGUUGCCGCGCUGGAGGAGAAGCAAGCCAAGGAUGCCGAGGCGAGACGAGAGGAGCUGCGUCUCAGCCAGAAGCGAGCUGCUCAACAAAAGCUGCAGUUGGAUGAACUCAGACACUCAAUGACAGGUACAAUUCAAAAGCAAAUGGAGGAGCACGAGCGGGUGUAUUUGGAGGCGCAGGACAGAUUGCGAGAGAUGGAGGGAGAGCUCGCUCGGCAGAAACAGGAGAUGACGGCAACUUGCGCCAAACAGCUCGGACAACGGGAGCACGAGUUCAAUUUAAAACUCGAUGAGAUGCAUGCGGCGCUGCUGUCCAAGGACCUUAAGAUAAAGUUACUGUCGAAAGAGUGCGAGGCUCAGAGUCAGGCUCGAAUGCAAGCAACUCGGGCGCUCAAAGCAUCCAAGGAGCUUUGCGAGCAAUUGCGGGCCAAAUUACAACACGAGGUGGAUUCGAAGAACGAAGCCACUGCUGUCAAGGAGGUCAGGAUAAAGGAACUCGAGGACAAAUUGAAACGGACGGAGAACAAACUGAAGAAGCAGAAGGAUGACCUCAUCAAGAAAAACGAGGACGUGACCCGGGCUCUGAAAGAGAAGGAUGAGCACCUGGAGGCCCGGUGUCAGGCCCACAAAAAAGAGUUAAAGAGAACAGAAAAACACGUCAUCAAACUGAAGAAUGACCUGGAAAUUCAAGCUGCGAAAGCUUGCUUGGCGCAAAAAGACAUGGCGGUGGCCUUGGAGGAAAAAGAUGACAUCAUAAAGAGGCUUCGCACCGAAGUGACCACAGCCCAGACUGACUGGGAGCGGUACAUGAGUCAGACUUCUAAUGAGAUGGUCGGCAAAAAUACAGAGUUGAUAACCUUUCAGAACCGUAUUGGCAAACUCCAGGCUGAGUUGGAGAGGAGCAGGGAGGAGAUUAACAGGUACAAGCAAGAUGUCAACGCUGGUUUAAAAAGAGAGGCGGCCUUAGAACAGGCCCGAGUCCAGUUGGAGUUGGAGUGGCAAGAGCGUUAUGAUGCCGUCAAGGCGAAACACUACCUGGCUAAUGAGCAGCUAAUACAAGAUUUGACCCUCGCCAGAGACCAGGCAAAGGCAGAGCUUAGAGAGAAAGAAAAAGAGUUGCAUGAGUUGACUCUUUUGCUUCCGUCUGUUGAAAAGCGGAGUGACAAAGCAGCACAGGGUCUCGCACCAAAACCAGAUGCGCAGGCGUCGGAGGAGAUGAAUUCCCUGGUUGAGCAGAACAGUUUUUUGCGAGCUGUGGUGUCCCAGAUGAGAAAGGAUAUGGAGGAUCUCGGUCAUCUCGUACCACAUCAACAGAACAAUCUUCAAGCCUCCGAAGCCACUGCGGCUCCCCCCACAACUGAACCUCUUGCCAAGCAUCCGGACACCUCUGCCAACACCACCCCGGCAUAUUUGUCAGACGACGCUCAGGCUCUGAAGCAGGAGGUGGUCUUGCUGAACGCUCGAUGCAGACACCUCGAGGAGCAGUUAGAAGGUGCUGCGGGGCUGCCAAAGUCGGUUCCAGCCGCAGGGACACUUAAAGAGACCCUGGCACAAACAUCUGUGGGCAAACCGCACCCACAUGACCAGAGAUCUCAGGAAGAUCCUCAAGUUUUGUGUCUGGACCAGCGCGCUGAGUCCACCGCUUUGAGGAGCCAAGCGUCGAGAGGGCCACAUGCGGAGCAAGCAGGAGCCGCCGGACAUGCUGUGGUGCAACAAUUCCAAGAUGAGAACCUCUAUCGGUGGCAGCAGCAACUGACCUCCGCUCUGAUGGCCGGUGCUGCAUCCGGUAACGUUCAGGGUGUUAAAAGGAACAUUGUACUGGCACACACCAGGCUGAGACAGGCGGCAUCCUAUAUCGCCCGACUGAGCAAAGAGAAGCAACAGCUCAUCCAGAUGGGCAACUGUCUUCGUGCCCGGAUCACCAGCACUGGAUUAGAGGAGGCAAUUGAACAAAAGAGAGAUUCCGCCACGAUUGAACAACAUGAUCGUCUUUCUGCUCUGGAGCAGCUGCAGUAUAGACUAACCACACAGGAGCUUCAGUAUGCUGUGAGGCAAAAGGCCCAGACUGUUGCGGAACAUGCUGCUUCAUCAGACAGCAGGGGGCCUCCCAUGGAAGGGGACGGCAACCUUUGUUACACAAGGCACGAACCCACUGAUGAGUCUGGGACCUCUAAGAUGUCAGACAAAUCUCCUGUGAUCAGCCAGCAACAGAAUUCGUUGGAGGUCAAGACACAGCCCAGCUCAGGAGAGUCUCUACAGUCAUUAAAGGAGAUUUGGGCAAUACUGGACCAUGGACUAAGUUCGUCUGUUUACUCAGAAGGUGAAAGCGAGCUGAGCAGGAGCAGGGCAGCGAAAUCAGUCACUGCUGGAGUAAUGGUGACCGGGACCAGCGCUCCCAUCCAUAGUGGUUCCCCAGCUCAGCUGCAGCAGAAGAUGAACCCCUCCAAAGUAUUGUCAAACCUGCCUAAAAACUGCCAGCAUGGAGCCCCAAGCAAAAUCGUCAAGAUCAGGAACUAUAAUACGAAAGACUGAUUCACACAUAGCAUAUAGUUGUUUGACUUAUACGCCAUUAUUCCCAUUGUGUGAUUAGUAAAUUGCUUCCACAUUC